CCAUUAUCAUAGCUAGACAAAUUGGACGUCUCUCUCUCAUCUUUGUCCCUCCCUCUGACUGUUUCAUAGUCGUUUUCGAGUUUCAGCUUUCUUCUUCCUCCUCGCCAAAACCAAACCAAAUCAAACCAACCUUUGGAUUCGCUCGGAGGUUGUCACAUUGAUUGCGUGAAAUCUGCAUGUGCGAAUGGCAACGGCAUCCUCUGAAUCCAACGACGCAUCAGAUCACGUGGUCGAGCUCAUUGUGCGCGACGCAUCGGCACCUUCUUCCGACGCCGAAGCCGAUCCCGCCGACGAUGAAAAAGACCAAAUUGCCCCUCUUCUCUCCCACCCCGAAAGACCCAAGAUCAACAUCUUCACCGCUUCUUACCCUCGCAGAAAACCCAGAGAUGAAGUCACGAGAUUACUCGAGUCUGAGAUAUCUCCUUUGACUCAGUUUAUAUUGUGGGUUUGGAAUGGGUCCAAAUACUCUGGUUUACUUUGUGUGGCCCUUUCAUCUACCAUCUACUUUCUCAUGGGAGUUCUUACCAAUAUAUUUUCUGUUCAGGCAAUUCCUUUGUUUGAGACUGCUUUUACAAGAUGUACAAUUAUCUUGAUACUGUCAUAUUUGUGGUUGAGAAGGAGUGAACAGCCACCAUUUGGAACACCUCAUGUUAGAAUCAUUUUACUUUUAAGAGCCCUUACAGGCUGUAUAUCAAUGUCAAGUUUUGUAUAUUGCUUUAAGAAGUUGCCUUUCUCUCAGGCCAUUGUAUUGAAUUCAACAAUUCCAAUUAUGGCUUCAAUUAUGGCCAGGAUCUUUUUGCACGAGAAAUUGAAAGUGGCUGAUAUUGCAACUGCCUAUUGUUCAGUUCUUGCUUGCAGUUUCUUCGGUGUGCUGUUCUUCUUCCGAGAAAUGCUUGCUACAGAAGGACAGUUGGUCAAAGCUAAGCAAGCAAGCAAUGCGUAUGCUAAGAAAGGUCAUCACAUAUUUGCAAUCCUAUCAGGCCUCUUUUCAUCAAUAAUGUGUGGUACUAGUUACUGUCUUAUAAGGGCUGGAGCUAAGGCGUCCAAUCAGCCACUGUUGACUGUCUUUUCAUUUGGCUUAUUGGCUAGCCCUGCAAUGGGAUUAUGUACUUAUAUCUUUGAGGAUUUUGUGUUACCAGGAUUUCAGUGUAUUUUACUUAUGCUUGUACUCAGUAUUCUGGCCUUCUUUGCUGAGGUCUUGUUAGCACGCGGACUGCAACUUGAGAGACCUGGUAAAGUCGCUAACAUUCAGUACUUGGAGGCAGCACUAAGACAACUUUGGAGCCUUGCUUUUACAAGAGUAGCUCCAUCUUUUGAUCACCUCGUUGGGGUUUUACUCAUUGUUAUCUCUGUAUGUUCCACCUUGUAUAUAGGACCUGAUAAGGAGAUGGAAUGAUAUAGAUUUGAGUAUGUAUGUGUUAGGUUUGCAGCUAACAUGAUAACAUUUGUUAUAUUCAACUAGUUCAUAUAAAUUUUAGUCUCGUUUAUUGGUUUUUUAACAAAAAAACCACGUUAUCA
Molecule: messenger RNA, 1518 nt
Organism: Cajanus cajan (pigeon pea)
Lineage: Eukaryota; Viridiplantae; Streptophyta; Magnoliopsida; Fabales; Fabaceae
Product: Nodulin MtN21 /EamA-like transporter family protein
Cellular component (GO): membrane
Source: RefSeq, a predicted model, not a curated record